Molecule: messenger RNA, 1886 nt
Organism: Stylophora pistillata
Lineage: Eukaryota; Metazoa; Cnidaria; Anthozoa; Scleractinia; Pocilloporidae
Product: cysteine/serine-rich nuclear protein 3
Biological process (GO): regulation of transcription by RNA polymerase II
Cellular component (GO): nucleus
Molecular function (GO): sequence-specific DNA binding; DNA-binding transcription factor activity, RNA polymerase II-specific
Source: RefSeq, a predicted model, not a curated record
AAGGUCUUCCCUGUAUAAGAAAGAAGAACAGAAUGGGAAAAUGUUACAAUGGAAAUCCUGAAACAUUCUCAUGUCGUAUAAGCUGACACCAUAACAAAGCGACCUAUAUUUGGCUGAGCUAAAUUCAAGGAUUGUUUGAUGCACGACUUCAAAUCUUGAGCCCUUUCCAAAAACCACAAUUUUCUUUUGUCGCAGACAUGAAAGGAAAAUCGUUAUCUUGGAUCAUGGAAUCGAUGUAGCCCGUGACUAAAAGGUGCUAAAAGACAAAUGAUACUUGAGGUCAACUCAGGGAAAGUUAUGUGCGAAACCAGGUUUGAAACUUGUUGCAUCACACUUUGGUCGAACCUCCUAUAAAAGGUGUCAAACUGUCAGUUAGAAAAUAGAGAAAAUAAAUUUUGUACUUGCUUUCGACUUACAGGUACGGUUUUAUCUUUUUUCCUUGUGGAAUAUUCUAUUGAAUUUAUAUUUGGGGUGACCUUCCAUGCAUAUUCAGUCGGCUAAUUCAGUUAUAGCUUGCCACAUGUUACAGCUAAUGUUUUUAUUCUUUCAACAUAACAUAUAAAUUUUACAUAACACUGAUCAUGGUUUUCCCACACGAGUGAAACGCGCCUCGACCUGAAGUUGUUACAGUUUCGCAAGAUAAACACGUGGUCUGGAGACGUGGCAGGAGCUUUCGCCUCCCGUCUUCAGUGAUGAAAAUUGUUUGUUCUCCCAGCCAAUAGGAAAUAGGUGUUAGAAGUCUUAUCCAAUCGGGAAUAAAUAAUGAAUGAGAGUUAUCAGCCAUUCUUUUCAUUGACGGCUCCUUUAAAACAAUGCAUCCACUGUCCAAUAAUACUUCCCGCUCAAUGGUAGCUUUGCACCUGUUGGGAAGCUGUCAAUUCGCAUAAAAAAUCAAGUUGCCACUGUGAAUUUUCGAUCGUUUUGGUAAUUUACCGGGGCUAAGCCUUAAAAACAGGACAGGGCGAAAAUGUCGAAGAGGAAACUGGAAGAAGAAGAUUCUUUGAGUACAACUAGUUCUGACAGCGCUGACAGUUUGGGAAAUGUCGAGGAAUAUCAAAGUGCGAAACGAAAUCGACGUGUCCGUUUCAGCGACAGAACAGUAUUCCAUUUUCCUCGUACACAAGGCUAUACGUGUGUGCCUUCGAACGGUGGAACAACGCUUGGGAUGAAACAUAAACACAGUUUUGUCGAAAGAACUCUGAUAUCCGAAGAAGAUCAGAGCGAAAGUGAUACAGAAGAUUCCUAUGAUAGUGUGGACAGCGACGAUGAACACAGUUUUAUGCCCAUUUCUCAAAAAGAUCGCAAAGACAUUUUGAAAGCGGCCGGCGUAAAGAAAAUCAACAAACAAGAAGCUAUUGACUGUAUGCAAAUUAGGUAUUCUCGGCAAAUUUGCGGAUGUUCGUGUAAAGACUUCUGUGAGCCCGACUCAUGCAGUUGUUAUUUAAAUGGAAUAAAUUGUCAAGUCGAUCGAGAUAGUUUUCCGUGUGGCUGUAGCCGUGAAGGAUGCCAGAACACUCACGGGCGCCAUGAGUAUGACCCGAUUACGGUUCGCCGUCAUUUUAUUGAAACAGUUUGGAAACUUCGAGGAGAGAAAUAUCUAUGGCGCGAAAAGAAACCCGAUCCACAACACGAUUCGAAUGAUUUGCAAGCUUCAAGACAAGUAAUGGGUCUUACUUCUGUUUCAUAGCUCAAACCAUACGUUAUAUUUAUGUUGUUAGAGUUGCAUACUGUAAGUUUAUAAGGAUAAAAAAGCGAAAGGUUUCUAACGAACAUUAAAUAUCGGAGCCACGACUCCGAGAUUGUGAUGUAUUAAAAUACGAAUUGUGUAAUAUCUUUAAGGGGUGCGAAAUCAGCCCGAAAUAAAACUUAUAUUUUUUAUUUGAAGA